AUGGGGCGACCAUUCAGCAUCCCCGACCGCGUGAUUGACGUUGAGUUGCCAAAUGAGGAGCCAGUGGACAGCACACCACUCUCGCCCGGUGAUCCCCCUAUCAAGAAAAAUGCAAUGAUUUGCGCCAUCUUACUCUGCAAAUUGCGACGGAUCGAGUCGAGAAUACAACAUUCAAUAUACAGAGCAGACAAACCUUUGGCGUCUCUAACGCCAAAGAUGGCCCGAUUUUAUCAGGACCUUGAGGCCUGGAAGCUGGAAUUGGAGACGAGACUUACUGGGGCAGACGUGCAUUACCCAAUGUUACAUUACCACCGAGCAGUCCGGUUGCUAGUCCAGCCCUUCUUGGCACUCUUACCACCGACGGACCCCUUUUAUACUCUAUGCAUGCGCGCCUCAGGCGACGUCUGCCAAGCUCACAAGCGAUUACACCAAACCCUAGACUACGGCCAUUCGUUUAUCGCAGUGCAAACUGUGUUUGUCUCUGGUAUCACUCUUCUGUACGGCCUCUGGACCCAGUUGCACGCAGUAUGGUCGGUCUCACUGGCCAAUGACAUCCGGGCUUGUUCUCUAGUUUUGUUCGUGAUGGGUGAGCGAGCCCCGUGGGUCAGGAAGUAUAGGGACGCAUUCGAGCUUCUGGUCAAUGCCACCAUGGAGAAGCUGCAGAGCGGUGACGGUCGGCUGGCCGAGACUGCAGCGGCGCAGGUUCACGCAAAUACGAAUCAAGCUUGGGCACCAGCCGAUGACGGUGCGAAGCCUUCCCCGGGUGGUGAUCAGGAAGCAUGGCGGGUUGUCGCAGAACUGGCCAACUGGAUCGACCAAGAAGAAGGCUCGCCAGUGUGGAUGCCCGAUUUUGAGACCUUGCAGAGUCUGGGUCAACUCUAG
Molecule: messenger RNA, 882 nt
Organism: Neoarthrinium moseri
Lineage: Eukaryota; Fungi; Ascomycota; Sordariomycetes; Amphisphaeriales; Apiosporaceae
Exons: 1
Coding region: 1-882 (293 amino acids)
Biological process (GO): positive regulation of transcription by RNA polymerase II
Molecular function (GO): sequence-specific DNA binding; DNA-binding transcription factor activity, RNA polymerase II-specific
Source: RefSeq, a predicted model, not a curated record